CUUGUUGUAGUUGGCAUGCACGUGAAAAUCCGCAAAAAUGACUUCCAAUCCAGAAAAUAAUUCCUCGGUCGAAAUUCGACCAAUUGGGUCGUUACAGAGCUGCAUUUCUAAACCAGAUGGAUCAGCAGUGUUCACUCAGGGUGACACAUCUGUGAUGGCAGCUGUGUAUGGACCUGGGGAUGUCAAACCAAAUAAAGCUCUUAUGGAUAAGGCAACAGUAACAGUUACAUACAAACCAAAGAUAGGAAUAUCAGGUGUGAGAGAGAAAGCCCUUGAAAGGAUGAUAAGGAAUACAUGCGAGACUGUACUGCUAACCACACUCUUCCCACGUUCUUCUGUUGAUAUCAUCGUUCAGGAGAUUCAGGAUGCAGGAGCCCUGUUGGCAUGUAGUAUCAACGCAGCGUGCCUAGCCAUGAUCAACGCUGGCAUACCCAUGAAAUGUACUGUCGCAGCUUCCUGCUGCAUGAUGGGUAAAGAUGAAGAACUUAUUAUGGAUCCAACCAAGGAACAGACAAAGGAUGCUGAAUGUGUAUUGACCUCAGCCAUUGAUAGCUCAGCUCAUAGUCUCAUAGCAUCGAGUAUGCAAGGGAGCUGUUCUGUAGAACAAUACCACAAGCUGAUGUCAGUCUGCCAGAAAGCCUGUGACAAGGUGUUUGAGUUCUACCGAGAAGCGAUGGAAAGGACUUUAUCCAAACCUUGAUGUCCACACU
Messenger RNA from Strongylocentrotus purpuratus (purple sea urchin), 710 nucleotides. It is a transcript of the gene exosc5, whose product is annotated as exosome complex component RRP46. NCBI's taxonomy places the organism in Eukaryota, Metazoa, Echinodermata, Echinoidea, Camarodonta, Strongylocentrotidae. Gene Ontology annotation, biological process: U4 snRNA 3'-end processing; nuclear mRNA surveillance; rRNA catabolic process. Gene Ontology annotation, cellular component: nuclear exosome (RNase complex); nucleolus; cytoplasmic exosome (RNase complex). The record is from RefSeq and is a predicted model, not a curated record. The transcript has 6 exons. The coding region runs from base 38 to 700 and encodes 220 amino acids.